AUGCUGUACGCCGACAACGACAAGCUUGUCUUCCGGUUUGACGACCACCUCCUCUGGAUCGAACCCUGGGGUGAAAAUGCAUUCCGUGUGCGAGCGACCAAGCUGGCCACCAUGCCCACCGAGGGCUGGGCUCUGGAAUCCAAGCCAGACAGUUCGUCUGUCACGAUCAAAACACCCGCCGGGGAAGAUGCAAGCAUCUCCAAUGGCAAGAUUCGGGCGACGGUCUCCCAGCGUGGCAAGGUGAUCAUCUACGACCACACGGGCAAAAAGCUCCUCGAGGAAUAUGCCCGACACCGACAAGACCCUCACGAUCCCAAAUGCAGUGCUCUCCGGAUCGAGGCGCGCGAGCUACGGCCUAUUCUCGGCGGUGACUAUCAUCUCACGCUACGACUUGAGUCUCUCGAUCCCAAGGAGAAGAUCUUUGGGAUGGGACAGUAUCAGCAGCCAUAUCUCAAUCUCAAAGGCGCGGAUUUAGAGCUAGCUCAUCGAAAUUCGCAGGCUAGCGUACCUUUUGCGGUGUCUUCGCGCGGAUAUGGCUUUCUUUGGAAUAACCCCGGCAUUGGGCGAGCCACCCUAGGCAUUAACGUGAUGAGCUUCGAGGCAUAUUCGACUCGUGCGCUAGAUUACUGGGUUGUAGCGGGUGACUCGCCUGCAGAUAUUGAAGAGGCCUAUGCUAAAGUGACUGGAUACGUUCCAAUGAUGCCCGAGUAUGGCCUCGGGUUCUGGCAGUGUAAGCUCCGAUAUUGGAAUCAGGAGCAGUUACUCAAUGUAGCCAGAGAGUAUCGACGGCGCGAAGUUCCGCUUGAUCUUAUCGUUAUUGAUUUCUUCCAUUGGAAACAUCAAGGAGAGUGGAGUUUCGAUCCUGAGUUCUGGCCUGAUCCAGACGCCAUGAUCAAAGAGCUGAAGGAGCUCAAGGUAGAACUCAUGGUCUCCAUCUGGCCGACGGUCGAGAACGCCUCAGAGAACUUCCCUGAAAUGCUCGAACGUGGACUCUUGAUCCGACAUGACCGUGGCCUAAGAGUCGCGAUGCAAUGCGACGGCGACAUCACUCAUUUCGACGCAACCAACCCCGAAGCCCGGCAAUUUGUCUGGAACAAGGCGAAGAAAAACUACUACGACCGCGGAAUCAAGGUAUUCUGGCUCGAUGAGGCUGAACCCGAGUACUCGAUCUAUGACUUUGAUAUCUUCCGCUACCAUGCUGGUAGUAACCUACAGAUAGGCAAUAUCUACCCAAAGGAAUAUGCACGCGGGUUCUACGAAGGGAUGCAAGCCGAGGGUCAGACGAAUAUUGUCAACUUGCUUCGCUGUGCGUGGGCGGGUAGCCAGAAAUAUGGCGCGCUCGUCUGGAGCGGAGAUAUUGCAUCCUCGUGGGACUCGUUCCGAAAUCAACUUGCCGCAGGGUUGAACAUGGGUAUUGCCGGUAUCCCUUGGUGGACCACCGAUAUUGGUGGAUUCCACGGCGGUAAUCCGGACGACCCAGCUUUCCGUGAGUUGUUCACUCGUUGGUUCCAAUGGGGAACCUUCUGCCCUGUGAUGCGGCUGCAUGGAGAUCGAGAACCCAAGCCCGAGGGCCAACCGACCGCCAGCGGCUCGAACAACGAGAUCUGGUCAUAUGGUGAGGAGGUUUAUGAGGUUUGCAAGAAAUUCAUCGGUAUUCGAGAGGAGCUGCGCGAGUAUACGCGGGGCUUGAUGCGAGAAGCGCACGAGAAGGGCACACCGGUGAUGCGAACCUUGUUCUAUGAGUUCCCGCAAGACUCAAAGGCGUGGGAUGUCGAGACGGCGUAUAUGUUUGGCUCUCGAUAUCUGGUGGCCCCCGUCCUGGAUGCUGGUCAGCGCACGCUCAAAGUCUACUUGCCAGCGGGUGCAAUGUGGACGCUCUGGAGCAAGGUGAGUAUUCCCCAAGGGGCCAUCCCGAAGAUCUAUCAGGGUGGGAAGGAGGUGGAAGUGGAUUGUCCGAUUGAGACAAUGCCCGUUUUCUACCGCGUGAAUACCUGA
Penicillium daleae is the source of this 1995-nucleotide messenger RNA. Its product is annotated as putative glycosyl hydrolase. Bases 1 to 1995 code for a protein of 664 amino acids. NCBI's taxonomy places the organism in Eukaryota, Fungi, Ascomycota, Eurotiomycetes, Eurotiales, Aspergillaceae. The transcript is spliced from 2 exons. The record is from RefSeq and is a predicted model, not a curated record. Gene Ontology annotation, biological process: carbohydrate metabolic process. Gene Ontology annotation, molecular function: hydrolase activity, hydrolyzing O-glycosyl compounds; carbohydrate binding.